AUGCUCAAUCUACACCAAUCCUGCCUCUUAUUGUGCAGUCUGUUAAUAAUCACUGGUUUGGGCUUAGCAUCCACGAUAUUCAUACCUGUCAAUCCUUUCUACCAGUUACUGCUUAUGGAAAACUCUGCAUUUCCGUGGAUUCACUUUGUAAUUUACUGCGUUUAUGCCGUCGUAGGCACUUUUGGAAUACUAGUAUGCAGACAGCGUAUUUACUCCAAGGCAAAGAUAUUCACCAUUGCUUCUUGGACGUUCUUACUUCUUGCUCUACCUUGGGAUGUUACCGAUUUGGUGAUGGCCAACGAACUGCAAAAUCAUGCUCAUAUUCACUGUUACAAUUACAAUGAACCGCCGGAUUUGAAGGCCAUUUUGAAUUUUGAUAUUUCUUGCGAUGAGAUCAAAUUAGCGCCUCCGGUAGUAGGCGUCGUGUCCAUCAUGCUUCUACUGCUAAAGCUAUAUUACGGUGUAGUCAUAACUGGAUGGACGCUCAGAUUACGGACUGAAGAGCAAUAUGCAAAGAGUAUGGAAGAGUCCUAUGAACCUUCCUGGGUAGAUUACAACAAUGAUGAAAACAUCAUGCAGCAUUAUUUCGAGCCAGUGAAGCGCUACUGA
This is a messenger RNA of Umbelopsis ramanniana AG, 609 nucleotides long. RefSeq lists its product as uncharacterized. Lineage: Eukaryota; Fungi; Mucoromycota; Umbelopsidomycetes; Umbelopsidales; Umbelopsidaceae. The record is from RefSeq and is a predicted model, not a curated record. The transcript has 5 exons. Bases 1 to 609 code for a protein of 202 amino acids.